Molecule: messenger RNA, 1095 nt
Organism: Aspergillus mulundensis
Lineage: Eukaryota; Fungi; Ascomycota; Eurotiomycetes; Eurotiales; Aspergillaceae
Product: WD-repeat containing protein SWD2
Exons: 3
Coding region: 1-1095 (364 amino acids)
Cellular component (GO): Set1C/COMPASS complex
Molecular function (GO): protein binding; chromatin binding
Source: RefSeq, a predicted model, not a curated record
AUGGCAGAAGGCGGCCAGUCAACACCACAGCAGCUCCCGCAACAAGCUACUCCAGAGACACAGAAGGUUUCGGAUGUCAUCCGUAGUUAUCGGCCCACAAAGGUGUUCAAAUCGUCUAAGCAGGACAGCUUUGUAACAUCACUUGAUUUCGAUGAUCGCGGAGAGUUCGUCGUCUCGUCCGGCGACGAUGAAAUAAUCCAAAUCUUCGACGUUAAGGACGGUAGAAUGACCAAGUCCGUUCCUAGCAAGAAAUACGGCGCGCAUCUGGCUAGGUUUACCCAUCAUCCUCGCCAAGUCCUUCACGCGAGUACGAAAGUUGACGACUCAUUGCGAUUGCUCGACUUGCAUAGUGAAUCUUAUAUACGCUACUUCUCAGGCCAUACAGACAGAGUGACGUGUUUGGCGCUAUCACCCGGCAGCGACUCGCUGAUUUCAUGCUCCAAGGAUGAUACAGUCUCUGUCUGGGAUCUGAGCUCUAGGAACGCCCAGGGCAAACUGAAGAUCUCGACUCCAUACCUCGUCGCCUUCGAUCCUACCGCAUCGGUGAUUGCUAUCGCUUCUCAAUCGACCUCUUCCAUUGCUCUUUAUGACUUCCGAAACUACGACAAACCUCCAUUUUCGACCUUCGAUCUCGCCAAGUACGAGGAGAGAUAUACGCCUUCGACCCGUGGCAGAGCAUGGACUCGCCUUGAGUUCUCCAAUGACGGGAAGUACUUACUCGUCGGAACUGACUACCAUGGUCAUUUUGUCCUCGACGCCUUCGAAGGUGAACUGAAGGUUUUCCUAGUUGGCAAGAAUGGUUCACCGGGCAGGGCCGCUCCCGUUUCGGCUACUGGAAAGCCUCUCGGACAGGGAGAUGCGUGCUUCACCCCAGAGGGCAGAUAUGUCAUUGGCGGGUCGGGCGAUCAUCAUGAGUUGGUCGUGUGGGAUCUGCAACAGACUCCAGACACCAACCUCUGUUUGCAGCCAAUGGUCAAAUUACCGCAUCGGGCUCGAACCGCCAUAAUCGAAUACAACCCGCGAUUCAACAUGAUUGCUUCUGCAGAUAAAGAAGUCUACUUUUGGCUUCCAGAAGACCUUUCUAAGCCAGUCUAA